Molecule: messenger RNA, 6143 nt
Organism: Haliotis rufescens (red abalone)
Lineage: Eukaryota; Metazoa; Mollusca; Gastropoda; Lepetellida; Haliotidae
Product: dnaJ homolog subfamily A member 1-like
Exons: 6
Coding region: 319-1518 (399 amino acids)
Biological process (GO): response to heat; protein refolding
Cellular component (GO): cytoplasm; cytosol
Molecular function (GO): Hsp70 protein binding; ATP binding
Source: RefSeq, a predicted model, not a curated record
AACUUCCUGUUGCUGGCUUCCUGUAGCGAACUCAUGCGCGAAGGUUCGAGAAUUUUGUACAAUAACCAACGAAUAUAAAACCGAAAGUACAGCGGUAAAUUUAGCCACAACGCACGUCCUUCUGGGUAAGAGGAGUUGUAUCCAUUAAUACACAAAAUACACAGCAAGAUUCCCACUGAAUCUCUGACCCGCUGACGCUGUUCAGAAAGUCCCCGUCUUCGCUUGCCUAGAGAAUCAAUUAUCGUGACGAGUUGAGACCGACUCGGAUUUUACACAGGAGUCUGUGACAUAUUCCGGUAACAACUCACACAAGUCAUCAUGGUUAAGGAAACUGCAUUCUACGACUUACUGGGCGUCAACCCGUCAUCCACACCAGAUGAGAUCAAGAAGGCGUACAGGAAGUUGGCUCUCAAGUACCAUCCUGAUAAAAAUCCCAAUGAGGGAGAGAAGUUCAAGGCGAUCAGCAUGGCGUACGAAGUGUUGUCCGACCCAAAGAAGAGGCAGAUUUAUGACCAAGGAGGGGAAGAUGCUAUCAAGGGGGGAGGGACGUCAGGAGAGGGUUUCCAUUCCCCCAUGGACAUUUUUGACAUGUUCUUCCACGGAGGAGGGCGGAGGCAAAGGGGGCCUUCGAAGGGCAAGGACAUUGUGCACAAGGUCAAGGUUACUCUGGAGGAAAUGUACAAUGGUGCAACACGGAAACUGGCUUUGCAGAAAAAUGUUAUUUGCGGAAACUGUGAAGGGCGCGGUGGAGCAGUGGGGGCUGUGAUCACCUGCAGCAGGUGCGAUGGUUCGGGCAUGAUGAUCCAGGUGCACCGCCUCGCACCCGGCAUGGUGCAGCAGGUGCAGUCUCGGUGCUCCGAGUGUCGAGGUCAAGGGGAGAUCAUCAACCCCAAACUGCGUUGUAAGACGUGCAUCGGCAACAAGGUGAUCAAGGAGAGGAAGAUACUAGAAGUCCAUAUAGACAAAGGUAUGAAGGACCAGCAGCAGAUUCGAUUCACAGCGGAGGGGGACCAAGAACCAGGCCUGGAACCUGGUGACAUCAUCAUCGUCCUGGACCAGAAACCACACAACACCUUCGAGCGCCAUGGCAAUGACCUCGUAAUGAAGAUGAAUUUAGAACUGGUAGAAGCCUUGUGUGGGUUUGUCCGCCCUGUUGAAACACUGGACAAUCGAGUUCUCAAGAUCACAAGUCAUCCAGGUGAAGUAGUGAAGCACGAGGAUGUGAAGUGUAUUCUCAAUGAGGGCAUGCCCAUCUACCGGGAUCCCUUCUCCAAGGGACGUCUUGUUGUACAGAUGGUUGUUAAUUUCCCAAAGAGCAACUUUGCAUCAGAAAAACAACUGAAGGUUAUCGGCAACAUUUUGCCCAAACCCGAUGAGGUCCUUAUAUCUGACGAUGCAGAAGAAUGUGAUCUGGUGAACUUUGACCCCAAUGCUGCCAAGAAUUCAAGGCAUCGGCAGGCUUACGAAGAAGAUGACGAUCACCCCGGCCAACAGCGUGUACAGUGUGCUUCUCAGUAACCAUCAAGAUGAUUAACAGAUGAACAAGUGAACAUUUUUCAGGACAAUAUGAUAUCAUGGAUAUCAGAUGUAUUGAAUUAGAUUGUCUGUUGUUUUGGGCUUAUAUUAUAGUAUAUUAUAUAGUCUGUGAAGACAUGAAGUGGAGUGUACGUGAUAAGACCAGCCUGCAAGUUGGUGACUGAUUUGGUGACUAUUUGAUAGAUAUUAUUGGGCGUUUCCCAGCUUCAGAGGGAACAGGCGGGAGCAAGGAAAUAGAAAAACCAAAAUAAAUAACCUGAAACUGAUAUGUUUUCUGUUGUUAAGGAUAUGAACAAGAAUGGUUGGCAUCGUGAGACACCUCCAUGACAGGGAAAAUGGAGGGCUGGGAGGGAGAAACCAAAAAAACAGAUUGGUUCAUAUGUUUUUUUCAUUGCUGAAUGGGUUGAUAUAUAAAAGUCGUGUUUUAGCUGGAUGUUUAUCUGUGUCUGCUGACAGACACACAAAAGUUCAGACGUCCCAGUCAUUGUAACCCAACUUGCAAGCUGAAUCGCAAAUAUAAUUUGGAUUAUUUCUUAUCCUGACACAACACAUUUCCUUUUCCUUCUGGACCUUGAUCCUAUAUCUCAAAACUAGUGACUGUCAAGACUGUCUUGACUAAAGAAGUUGGCCCAGAAUUAAUGUGAUUAAUGAUGAUUUUAUGUUUAUUUUUAAUGCUUAUUCAUGAGAGUCAAGGGGUCCUUAAGUUGGUCCUAGAUUAUCAUCGAGGCAAUUUCAAGGACCCUGUACCUCCCUCAAUUUGAGGCACAGUUCAUAAGUUGACGACAUGCUGAGAGAGUUAACUCCCUUGCAUUUGGAGCCAUUGUUUGCGAUACACCCUACACCCAAACCUCCCUCGGUCGACUGGGAUCCAAUGCAGUAUUUGAGAAUCUCUGUUCUACAGUGAAACCUUGUUAAUCUGGAAACCCCUCCUUCCUGACAAGAUUCGGGGAACACAAUAUAUUAUUAAAGGGACAUUACACUUACUUACGAUAUGUGUUUACCUGUUUUUUAUUUAGACGAUUUCACUGGCAACGAAACUGUCCAGGUUAAAAGGGUUUCAAUGUAUAACAGCCACAGGUAACUUUUAAGGGUGAAUUGGGAGAUGCUUGGCCAAGAACUUUGUAUCCAAGCAGUAACCGAGAAAAUACUGUGCAGUAUGGAUACACAAUUAUGACAUUUUCUUGUGUGACUAUCUAAAUGUGCCAUUAAAAACGUAGAAAUGUUGUUGUUUUUAUCCAUUCCUUCCCGAAGAAAUAAGGUAGAAUCAAGGUCUGUUUUGGCCCAUUUUAAAUGCUGUAUUAAGGCGAAGGAUUGAUUUAUCAAACUUCGACAGUAACUCGAUGAGCAGGGCCGUGACCCAAGAUGAAGUUUGUACCAUGUCUUUGUUCUGAUGUUAUUUACAUCAGUGAAGAGAACUUUGGAUCAAUGAUUUGCUCAUGUUCAAAAAUAAAAAGGCUACUUGAAAACACCUAAAAUCAGCCUUUUGGACACAUUUGGUCCAAGCCUUUACAUUUUCUGUUCUUUAUCUGAAAAUGGCAAGUGUUGAAAUGAACAUCUUGUUUAUUUUAAUUUUUUGGUUUUAUUUAAACAAAUCAAAUAAAUUUCACAACAAUUUCCAAAUGUUUUGCUUGUUUCUUAAAUUAUGCACAUUUAUGGGCCAAAACAGGUCUAAUUAGUCCUUGUCAUUUAUGUAAUAUAACUGAUUGCUAUGAGGCAUAACCACAUCAAACAUUGUCUUGUGUCAGUACCAACCCAAAGCACAGACAUGACUAUUGUAAGUUGUGCUUUUUUAUAAGAUUUUUUGCUAGCAUUUUGAUAAUGUGAUCCUGCUGGUCCACUUAGAGUAAGAUAAGCAGAUUGAUAGCAGUUAUCCUGUUCGACUUUGAUAUAAACUUAUGUAACAUAGAUUUAUGACAGUUGUAUGUGUGUAGUUGGUUUAUGUCGCCUUGACUGGAUCAGUAAUAAUGCCUUCUCCAUGAAGAUUAUAGAUUGGAUUAAAGAUUGGAUUAGUCACACUUGGUGUUCAACAUGAAGAGGGGUUAACCCGGCAAGUUUUCCUCGCGACAAAAUCAUCAUACCUUAAUUCUAUUUUUUAUGUGGUAACUAAACUAAGCCCAUUGUGGGAUUUUGUUAUUUAGUCAUAGAAGGGCCAGCAGCAACUCACACGAACUAGCCAUUACAAUAUUUCAUUUACCCUUACUAUACAUGGCAUACAGAAAAUAUACAAUAUUUCUUGCUUUUGUUUAACAGUCUUGUAUGUAGUAUGUUGAUUGCCAAUUUUAAUUUCUGUGUGAUGAUAUCUUCCAGGAUGUUUACUCAUGUGCAUGAUGCAAUGUCUCCAUUUAGGAUAUUUGACCACACAUAUAAUGUGUCCGGGGAGAUAAGUUUCCGUUUUGCUAGAUGGGAGUUCCUACAAAGUAUCAGUUCACAGGAGAUAGUCUGGAAGUCCUGAACACAGAACAAGGAAACUGAUACGCAGGAUAUUUACCAAAUCACAUUGUAAGUGGCAGUGUGGGUUUCACGAUACCAAAGAUUAAAGAUUUUUAAUUCAAACUUUCUUCAGGGUUUGUAUUGCCAAUUUAAUGUUAAGAUGCUCAGAAACAUGCUGGAAUAACCUUGUUCUGUGUUAUGAAAUCAGUAUGUUUAUGAAUAUUUAAUCAACUGGUAUAAUAGUGUCCAACAAGUUUUGACAAUUUCUUGGUAUUUUUAUCUAACCUUGAGAUAGCAUUAGUGUAUGUUACAGUCAGAAUAAUGUUGUAUAUUGUUGACAUCAAUUGAUAUAUCAAUGAUCAACAUUUUGACAAGUCAAAAAAAAUUGUGAACCUGUAGUUGAUAAUCAAAACAGAACAAUCUAGUGGCAUGUCAGGUUUAUGCAAACUUCCCUUAGAGCUAAGACAGUGGUGAUAUGUGUCACAAGCUUGCCAUGCAUCACUGACUUAUGCAGCAUACCUCUGAAUCUCAUGCAGGGCUUAAAUUGUCAAGUGUAGCUAUGUGCUGUUAUAGCUCUAACAGGGGCGGUCGGGUAGACUAGUGGUUAAAGCGUUCGCUCAUCAUGCAGAGGACCCGGGUUCGUUUUCCGACAUGGGUACGAUGUGUGAAGCCCAUUUGUGGUGUCCCCCACCUUGAUGUUGCUGGAAUACUGCUAAAAACGGCGUAAAAACUCACUCACUCACUAUAGCACUAAGAUUACUGUGAAGCUAUGGAACACUAUUACAACUACUCUAGCACCAGUGUAGUAGCACUCGUCUAUUUCAAAGUAGGGCAGUUAUGAUGGUUGUCGGGGUAAAACUGGCACACUUCUAUGUUGAGGUAUCGGAACACCGAUCUACAACAGUAUCACACUGUAACUGGUGUAGGUCAGGUAUAGGAAUUACAGCAGUUGUGCCAAGACUGUUGUAGAUCUGUGUAAGUACUUUUAUAUGUGUUGAACAUUCAUUUUUUAUAACCCACAAAUAUUACUUACUGAGGGGAUACUUUCUUUUAAUUGGUUUACAGAUCUACCAACCUGUUAAAAGAAUUUUUUUUUAAAAACAAUUCAGAAAUGCAAACUUCCAUCAUCACGACAUAAUAAAACUACUUUGUACCAACAGAAAAAGAGUUUGAUGAAAGUGAAACCUUUACAUAGGCCGACCCCUUUCUACAGAAUCUUUUUUCUGGUCCUCAAAAUUUGGCUACAGUCAUAUAUGGUAUAUAAAGAAGUCAUAUUGAACUGUCAGACAGACAAGACCAGCUUAACUGACACUGCACACACAUCAACUUAUGCAGAUAAAAUAAAUCUGAAAUGUUUCGUUAAGAAUAAGUAAACCCAAGCAAACAAAUGGUUUGACUUAGUAUCUGUAUCUGGUUAAAACUGCUACCAUUCUCUGUGAAUAUAUCUCAUGUUGUUCGACCAUAAAUCUGCAAUCAGACAGCUAGGAGUGGGUGAGUGAAGUAUAUAGCAUCUGCUGGCCAUGAUAGUUAUGACAAUGGCCAAAUCCACAGAACUAACUCACUCUAAGCCUGGGAUGACAAGGUAGAAGAGAGGUAGAAACAUAUUAUGGAAGACAUCAUUGUAUAUACACUCAUGUCAUUCUUGUGUGUUGUAUAUCCAUAAGACCACAUCACACUAAGUAUAUCUUUCUGCUGAAUGUAACAAUUCCCUUAUUUAGGAAAGGGUGGUUGGUAGCCUGGUUAAGUGUUUGAUUCCCAACCUGAGAUCUUGUUUCGGCGCCUUGCUGGGACAUUGUUGGAAUAUGGUAAAAGUGUGGUAAAAGCCUAAGAUUGGGGAUCCUGAUAUUACAAUCUUUAGACCUUAUGUCACCAAAAUGUUUGGCAAUAAUUGUAAAAAAUUAUUCAGAAAAUAAACCUAAAACGUAUCAUCACUAGUUUACUUAUUAGUUGAGAAAAAAUAAGGUGUAAUAUUGAAUAUUUUUUUUAACAAUGUUGCUUUUAAAAUUUUAUCUUCCUAUCUUUGUCAGGAAAACUCAUAAGAAAUAAUCAUUUUGUUGUGGUCAGAGUGGUUUUUAAGAGUUACAUUUUCAUCAGUAUUUAUUUAUUGGAAAUCUAUGACAUGUAUGUGUUUAGAAUCUACUUUAAGGUUGUCAUAAAUAAAUAAGUAAUAAAACGUU